Messenger RNA from Sipha flava (yellow sugarcane aphid), 928 nucleotides. RefSeq names its product RNA polymerase II subunit A C-terminal domain phosphatase SSU72 (gene Ssu72). Gene Ontology annotation, molecular function: RNA polymerase II CTD heptapeptide repeat phosphatase activity. The record is from RefSeq and is a predicted model, not a curated record. Gene Ontology annotation, cellular component: mRNA cleavage and polyadenylation specificity factor complex; nucleus. Bases 279 to 863 code for a protein of 194 amino acids. Gene Ontology annotation, biological process: termination of RNA polymerase II transcription. NCBI's taxonomy places the organism in Eukaryota, Metazoa, Arthropoda, Insecta, Hemiptera, Aphididae. The transcript is spliced from 6 exons.
UCGAGAUAAGAAGAAUGGAUAACAAUUCAAAAAUUACAAUGACAAAAAAUUAAAACUCUUCGGGAGUACCACGAAUAUGAAUUAUUCGCAAUAAUUAUCAAUGAUGUCUCAACACUAGUUACGAAAUAACUCCCCAGUUUCCAUAUUUUUUGGUCGUGCUAUGUCGGAAUGUUAACGUGACGAUCAGAAUAAAUCUAAAUUUUAUACCCUCAGCAGAUCGUGUAUCUCGAGCUUCUAAAUAUAUCCUAUUAUACUGACGAGAACAUAACAGUUGUACUAUGCCGAACAGUGACUUUUUUAUUGCCGUAGUGUGUUCGAGCAACAUGAAUCGAAGUAUGGAAGCACAUGCAUUUUUAAGUAAAAAAGGUUUCAAUGUUCGAUCCUUUGGUACAGGUGACAAGGUUAAAUUACCUGGAACAGCACCAGACAAACCAAAUAUUUAUGAUUUUGGAUGUUCUUAUGAUGAAAUUUAUAGAGACCUAUAUAAUAAAGAUAAAACAUUCUACACACAAAAUGGUUUGUUAAAUAUGUUGGACAGAAAUCGGCGGAUAAAGCAACAUCCAGAAAGAUUUCAACUGUGUGAUGAACAAUUUACCGUAGUCAUUACUUGUGAAGAACGUGUGUAUGACCAAGUGUUGGAGUAUUUUGAAACUAUUGAAAACUUUGGAAAUAAGCCAGUUCAUGUUAUUAAUAUUGACAUCCAAGACAAUCAUGAGGAAGCAACUAUUGGUGCAUUUUUAAUAUGUGAAUUAGUUACCUUGAUAUCUAGAAGUGAUGAUUUAGAUAAUGAUAUUGAUAAAUUAGUUGUUAAAUUUGAAGAAAAAUGUCAACGGUUAUUGCUUCAUUGUGUACUUUUCUAUUAAGUGAUAAAUAUAGAAAUUAAUGAUUAUUUCUAAUGAUUUAAAAUAAAGUAAAAUACAUUUUUUAA